Molecule: messenger RNA, 4528 nt
Organism: Strongylocentrotus purpuratus (purple sea urchin)
Lineage: Eukaryota; Metazoa; Echinodermata; Echinoidea; Camarodonta; Strongylocentrotidae
Product: trichohyalin
Exons: 9
Coding region: 13-4254 (1413 amino acids)
Cellular component (GO): membrane
Molecular function (GO): wide pore channel activity
Source: RefSeq, a predicted model, not a curated record
UCUGUUUUCACAAUGGAGACACCACGUAGUGUAUGCGGUUGUGUGUUCACCCUCCUCUUCCUAUUGCCCGCGCUAUCACUGGGCGCUUCUACCAAGCCCGUUCCCGAACAGGUUAAAUAUGUCGGCAUCUCCUACGACAUCAUCAAGGGAAACCCCGAGGGUAACCAAAAGACUGGAGGGGUCGACCCCGGGCUCUUGACGACUCGGCGUGUCUUGAAACUCACCUACGACAACGGGAAAGUGACGGCCGACAACGAGUACCGAGUGCCCGACGAAGUGGAUUUCGUGCGACGUAGUAGCUCUUACACGUCGCAAGAGAAAGAUACGUUUUACGGAACGAAGAGCUACGCCAAGAAGCUCUCCCAUCAGGUGAAUGUCGAUGUUGACGUUUCAGCUGUCUUCGCUAGCUUCCAGUUUGCUGCCAGCCAUCAAUACCAGUCCAUCAAGAAUGAUGAAAGUACCAAGGGUUACGUGUACUUCUCAGAGCAAACGAUCGAGAACUAUGGCAGUAUUCGCUACCUGACGACCCUGGCCAACACUGACGGGUUCGAGCCCAGUCGAGAGUUCCGUGUUGCCGUCUGCGGUCUGCCCACUACCUACGACAGAGCGGCCUACAUGACGUUCCUCUCCGACUGGGGAACGCACGUUGUGACGGAAGCUCAAUUGGGGUCUCGUUCGGGCACAACCUAUCGUGAGGACACGUCAUCUUUCAUCAAAGAUUCCACGCGAGAUAUGUCCAACAGCGUAAGUGUUGGAGGUAGCUACAAAAUCGUCUCUGCAUCGUUAUCAGUGAACAUGGACAGGUUCACCAAGACUGCAGCGUCGCAGGACAAGUUCGGCAAAGUCUACAAAGAGUACACAGUGGGCAGCCUGGAGUAUAAUGAACCCAUCAGCAUAGAUCUCAUAGGGCUCAAUGAAGUGUUGGAUUCCAAGUUCUGGACCAGACAGACGGACUAUGAAACCAGCGGAGAUUGCCCAGCCAAUUGGCAAAGAGGAACUAUCCAAGCAAACAUCUUGACAGCUUUCAAUGAUUAUCCCGCUUACAAUGAUGUCACUCCUAGUGAAGACAUUCAGGUGGAAAUGACGCUGACAUGGCCGGACGGAAAAUACGCGCUUCCCGAGGCGGCGACACUAGCAGGGGAUACCUGCCCGGCAUCACCAUUUACGUGGGACUUCGGCAUGCUGUACCAGUACACGGACACAGCCGGGGCCAACACAUGCUCCAAGGGGAAUCAUCUGACCAACUAUUGUGACAAUGAGUCCUUGAGGAGCUACUACUGCGUCAAGUCCACCCCAAAAGCUUCAUCAAGCUCGUGGUCUUGGAUGCCUGGUGUGUACUGCAUCUACAAAGUUGGCACAACUUGUCCAGACGGGUUCACGAGUGGUAACAUCAGAUGGAACGAUGUAAGUAGAGCGGUUGACCCGGACUAUAACACAAUGCCCUCGGGGACCUAUACCGGUGGACCAACAGAAAUCGAGUACUGUUGCCGUGAAGACGGCAGUGCCGCCAACCCAAUCAUCCUACCAGCGGGAAGCAGCUUUUACCUCAUGAAAUUCCAUGGGGCAUGUCAGACGGUACUUGGCAUGACUGUAACGGAGGAAUCUCUCGAGUGGGCUACCAUGGAAGCCAAUCCCACCACGAUGCAGGAUGGAGAACAUCCUAAACCCGGCAAUACGGGCCAUAAUGUCAAGAUCUUCUACUGCUUCUAUCAACCAGAAACGGCUACGAAGAAAAGCGUUGGUCUCCUGGCCGAGGGUGCAGGUGAAGUAAAGAAAGAACUGGAAGAAGUCAAAAAGCUCGUCAACUUGCUAGAAAACCAGCUCGAUCAUAGUAAGAGAGUUGCACUUAAGAAGGAAGAUGAGGGUGAUGAAGAUGAUAUGGAAUUGAGAGGAUUCAGUGAAAGGGAUGAGUGGAGUGCCCGUGAGGAGUGGAGUGCAAGAGAAGAGGAUCUAGUGGAGGAGGAUAAUAUGGAAUUGAGAGGAGGCAGUGAAAGGGAUGAGUGGAGUGCCCGUGAGGAGUGGAGUGCCCGUGAGGAGUGGAGUGCAAGAGAAGAGGAUCUAGUGGAGGAGGAUAAUAUGGAAUUGAAAGGAUUCAGUGAAAAGGAUGAGUGGAGUGCCCGUGAGGAGUGGAGUGCCCGUGAGGAGUGGAGUGCAAGAGAAGAGGAUCUAGUGGAGGAUGAACAGCGUGGCGAAGAAGACAAUGGGAAUUCCCACUUCAAGAAAUGGGAACGGCUCCUCGAACUGCUUGAAAAGGCAAUUGCAAGGGAAGACGACAUGGCGGGUGACGUCGAGGAUAAGCGUGGUGAGCUUGCGCCGGAGAAUGAGUUAAGUGAAGAAGACACUUCAGUUGAGAUUGAGGACAAGAAGUUCAAGGAAAUGGUGCGGGAUUUGAAACUUGAGCUGCUCCUGCGUGAAAUAAAGAAGGAGGAUGAGGAGGAGGAGGAUGAUAUGGAAUUGAGAGGAUUCAGUGAAAAGGAUGAGUGGAGUGCCCGUGAGGAGUGGAGUGCCCGUGAGGAGUGGAGUGCAAGAGAAGAGGAUCUAGUGGAGGAGGAUAAUAUGGAAUUGAAAGGAUUCAGUGAAAAGGAUGAGUGGAGUGCCCGUGAGGAGUGGAGUGCCCGUGAGGAGUGGAGUGCAAGAGAAGAGGAUCUAGUGGAGGAUGAACAGCGUGGCGAAGAAGACAAUGGGAAUUCCCACUUCAAGAAAUGGGAACGGCUCCUCGAACUGCUUGAAAAGGCAAUUGCAAGGGAAGACGACAUGGCGGGUGACGUCGAGGAUAAGCGUGGUGAGCUUGCGCCGGAGAAUGAGUUAAGUGAAGAAGACACUUCAGUUGAGAUUGGAGACAAGAAGUUCAAGGAAAUGGUGCGGGAUUUGAAACUUGAGCUGCUCCUGCAUGAAAUAAAGAAGGAGGAUGAAGAGGAGGAUGAUAUGGAAUUGAGAAGAGCCAGUGAAUGGGAUGAGGGGGAGGAUAAUAUGGAAUUGAGAGGAGGCAGUGAAAGGGAUGAGUGGAGUGCCCGUGAGGAGUGGAGUGCCCGUGAGGAGUGGAGUGCAAGAGAAGAGGAUCUAGUGGAGGAGGAUAAUAUGGAAUUGAAAGGAUUCAGUGAAAAGGAUGAGUGGAGUGCCCGUGAGGAGUGGAGUGCAAGAGAAGAGGAUCUAGUGGAGGAUGAACAGCGUGGCGAAGAAGACAAUGGGAAUUCCCACUUCAAGAAAUGGGAACGGCUCCUCGAACUGCUUGAAAAGGCAAUUGCAAGGGAAGACGACAUGGCGGGUGACGUCGAGGAUAAGCGUGGUGAGCUUGCGCCGGAGAAUGAGUUAAGUGAAGAAGACACUUCAGUUGAGAUUGAGGACAAGAAGUUCAAGGAAAUGGUGCGGGAUUUGAAACUUGAGCUGCUCCUGCGUGAAAUAAAGAAGGAGGAUGAGGAGGAGGAGGAUGAUAUGGAAUUGAGAGGAUUCAGUGAAAAGGAUGAGUGGAGUGCCCGUGAGGAGUGGAGUGCCCGUGAGGAGUGGAGUGCAAGAGAAGAGGAUCUAGUGGAGGAGGAUAAUAUGGAAUUGAAAGGAUUCAGUGAAAAGGAUGAGUGGAGUGCCCGUGAGGAGUGGAGUGCCCGUGAGGAGUGGAGUGCAAGAGAAGAGGAUCUAGUGGAGGAUGAACAGCGUGGCGAAGAAGACAAUGGGAAUUCCCACUUCAAGAAAUGGGAACGGCUCCUCGAACUGCUUGAAAAGGCAAUUGCAAGGGAAGACGACAUGGCGGGUGACGUCGAGGAUAAGCGUGGUGAGCUUGCGCCGGAGAAUGAGUUAAGUGAAGAAGACACUUCAGUUGAGAUUGAGGACAAGAAGUUCAAGGAAAUGGUGCGGGAUUUGAAACUUGAGCUGCUCUUGCGUGAAAUAAAGAAGGAGGAUGAAGAGGAGGAUGAUAUGGAAUUGAGAAGAGCCAGUGAAUGGGAUGAGGGGGAGGAUAAUAUGGAAUUGAGAGGAGGCAGUGAAAGGGAUGAGUGGAGUGCCCGUGAGGAGUGGAGUGCCCGUGAGGAGUGGAGUGCAAGAGAAGAGGAUCUAGUGGAGGAGGAUAAUAUGGAAUUGAAAGGAUUCAGUGAAAGGGAUGAGUGGAGUGCCCGUGAGGAGUGGAGUGCCCGUGAGGAGUGGAGCGCAAGAGAGGAGGAUCUAGUGGAGGAUGAACAGCGUGGCGAAGAAGACAAUGGCAAUGUCGACGUCAAGAAAUGGGAACGGCUCCUCGAACUGCUGGAAAAGGCAAUUGCACCCUAACUGCAUGGAUGAGGAUUACAUAUAAUCUAUAGGGUGGGCUGACUUGGGCAAAUGUGAUAUCUAUUGGGCGGAUAGGCUUGGAAAAGUAGGAUCAUGUAGGUGUUUGGGGGGCUUAUAGCAUGGGGUAAAGCAAUUUAUUAGUGGAUAUGCAUGUAAAAGACUGCCGUGCAGUCUGGUGACUAUUACGAUGUAUGCAUUUUGUGUUGGUUAAGUGGGAACUCUCUCUCCAUCUCUCUCUCUCUCUCUUCUCUCUCUCUCUCUCUCUUCUCUCUCU